UGGGCUGCCUGUGAAAGCGCUGCCGCGGUCUCUCACCAGCUCCACAGACGUACCUUAAUGUACACCGGAUAGGCUACACAAACGGAAAACGCGAUCGUACAACAGGUGGUGGCAAAUAAUUGAUAACGCAACACAGAAGUUUCAUUUUCCACACGCAUCGGACAGAGAUAUACACAUACAGAUACACAGAGAGCGAAGUAAGUAGGGUGCGUGAAGGGGCAGGCACACAGAGAAGGGAGAAGAGCACGAGAAUAUACUACCUCAGAAGUAAGCGGUAUUGUGGGGCAUAGGAAUCAUUUCGAAACCAUCGCUACAGUCGUUCUGUCUACGGAUAGACGACUUCAGCCUAUCGGCGAGCACUGAAUUUACAACACGGAAUAUUGAUUGAUACUACAUUCCGACAUCAUGUAUUUUGGUAACUUCUGUCAGACUGCCACCAUGCCCUCAUUGGCCUGCGGGCCACCUGUGGGAGGAGUCCAUUCAUCCACGAGCCUGAAACCCCUCCACCCUUUCAGCCUUUUCCCUGGCUUCAGAGAAAGCCAGGCCUCAUUCCAUUACUUUGGUACCAAACAAACCAAGAGGCUCAAAGACCCGGACCCACCCGACUGCCAGACCAGAGCCUAUGACCCAAACACCAAGGAGAGCCUGACCAACAGUGUCUCACCCUGCCUUGCCCAGCCAUACUCAGAACCAAGUUUCACAGAUGUCACCACUGGAGUCUCGUUUUCACCUUCUCCUGCCGCCGGUGGGCCACCUUUGCCCUGCAGCCCAGCUGUAUCCGUGGAUUCUCCCGGUGACCCCGCUCCAUCCUCCGGUUCAAUGGUGGAGAAGGAAAAAGAGACGACGGACGCAGCGGAGGAGGUUGGAGAGUCGGAGGAAGAGAAGGCUAAGAGACUGCUCUACUGUUCUCUCUGCAAGGUGGCAGUCAACUCUGCUUCCCAACUACAGGCUCACAACAGCGGCACAAAACACAAGACAAUGCUGGAAGCCAGGAGCGGCGAUGGAGUCAUCAAGUCAUUCCCGAGGUCAGGGGUCAAAGCUAAGCUGGCCCCUCCCACCGAUGUGUCGACUGGGCUCCAGAACAAAACGUUCCACUGUGAGAUCUGUGACGUCCACGUCAACUCAGAGACGCAACUGAAACAGCACAUUAGCAGUAGAAGACAUAAAGACAGAGCAGCAGGGAAGCCAGCCAAGCCAAAAUUCAGCACCUACAGUCUCACGCCUAAUUGCAACCAGAAUCUACAGACAGUGGGGAUUCCUCUGAGGAAGGAGCAGGAGCUGGGGAAGCCUCUUGGUUCGUGCCUCUUCCAGCGCCAUUUAUCCCUCGCCGCUGCCACUGCCAUGGCUUGCAUGACGCCGUUCCACAUGCGCCCUUCCCCUACAACUGGCCCCGCCCUCUUUCAGACUCAGCCACUACCCCAGAUCAUGUUGCAUCCCGCCCCAGGUCCUCUUCGUACUGCGCACACGUCUGUUCUGUUCUCGCCAUACUAACUCAAGUCUGAACCAGACUUGACCAGUAUGUGACCCAGGCCCAUAUCGCACCAUGAGGCAACAACUCAAAAGUUUCGGUCCAUCAGCCAGGGCAGGCAAACAACAUUCUAGACAUUUGGAGACAGAACUGGGAUUACAGUCAGAGUAUUUUUCUCUAUUGAUCCUCUUGUGUGUCUGUUUUUUUCAUGAGAUACGAGUGUUGUUUUUCAAUAAAGUAUAUGUUGCUGGCCUUGAUGUCGUGUAGGUAAGAACAUUUAAGAAAUGGUUUGAAGUACAGUCUAUUCCAAAAGUAUUUGGACAGUAACAAAUGUUUUGGUCUGUGUAUUCCAGGGCCUUAGAUAUUCAUUGAUACAAUGACUAUGGGCAUAAAAUGGUAACUGUGAGCGUUAAUUAAAUGGUAGUAACCAUUUC
Messenger RNA from Esox lucius (northern pike), 1902 nucleotides. Its product is annotated as zinc finger protein 385D. Lineage: Eukaryota; Metazoa; Chordata; Actinopteri; Esociformes; Esocidae. The coding region runs from base 406 to 1491 and encodes 361 amino acids. Gene Ontology annotation, cellular component: nucleus. Gene Ontology annotation, molecular function: nucleic acid binding; zinc ion binding. The record is from RefSeq and is a predicted model, not a curated record. The transcript has 7 exons.